CCCGCCCCGUCUCCAUUCUCCGCCAGCAUUCGCCUGCCUCCUGCGCGAAUUCACGCAGCUCUCCAGAUAAUGCGUGUUUUACUCCAACCCCGACCCCCUCCCGCCAGCGGUGCCAACCCUACGACCUCGUAACAGUGCCUUGAAGAGGAAGAGGUUGAUUAGCAAAACAGUCAGCUACUUAACUGUUGACUGAGCACUUACUUGCUUAGUACCAAGUGCUAGGCCCUGCGCAUGCGUUGCCUCCUUGAAUCCUAUCAACCACCCAUGAGCUAAGUACUAUUGGAUCGUCUCCUUUUGUGGAAAAGGAUAACAAUGAGAACAAUAAUCGUAAUGAGAGUCCCGGGUAUUGAAUUUUUUCCAAGCGCAGGCACCCUCACUACCAAUUUUUUUCUUUUUAACUUGUUAAUUCUUGACCUAGACUUCAAUGUCCCAUAUUUCAGAUGAGGAAACUGAGGUCCAAGGCCAUACAAUUAAGUGAGUGGCAGAGGCAGAAACAACACCUACGUUUUCCUCAUCUUAUAGCACCUUCCGAGAAUUCUGGGAGCCUCCUGGAGGCGUCCUUGCUGCUCCCCGGGGGACCCCUGCACUUUUCCCCCGCUGCAGCCUUCCUGCUCUGCCUGCCCGCAGGCUGCUCUGUGGCUCAUCAACCCGACCUUGAACCGCAGGUGCUGCGCCAGCACAGGGCAGGAUGGCCGGCGUGGAGCAGCACGAGGGCACCGUCCAGGUGCAGGGCCAGAGCCUGUUCUUCCGGGAGGCGCGGCCGGCCGGUGGGCAGGCUGCCCGCUUCUCCGUGCUGUUGCUGCACGGCAUCCGCUUCUCCUCCGAGACCUGGCAGAACUUGGGCACGCUGCACAGGCUGGCCCAGGCCGGCUACCGCGCUGUGGCCAUUGACCUGCCAGGUCUGGGGCGCUCCAAGGAAGCAGCAGCCCCUGCCCCUGUCGGGGAGCUGGCCCCCAGCAGCUUCCUGGCAGCUGUGGUGGACGCCUUGGACCUGGGCCCCCCCGUUGUGAUCAGCCCGUCACUGAGUGGCAUGUACUCCCUGCCCUUCCUCACCGCCCCUGGCUCCCAGGUCCGGGGCUAUGUGCCAGUGGCUCCCAUCUGCACUGACAAGAUCAAUGCUGCUAACUAUGCCAGUGUGAAGACCUCGACCCUUAUUGUAUAUGGAGACCAGGACCCCAUGGGUCAGACCAGCUUUGAGCACCUGAAGCAGCUGCCCAACCACCGGGUGUUGGUCAUGGAGGGGGCGGGACACCCUUGUUACCUUGACAAACCUGAGGAGUGGCAUACAGGGCUGCUGGAUUUCCUGCAGGGGCUAGCCUGAGGCCCAGCCCUGCUGGUGGGGGUGGGCUGCUUGCCUGCCUGGGGCCCUCUCCCUCUCCAUGGGCUCCUGCUCAUCGCACACGUGCAACAGGUGUGGCUGUCUGGGUGCUUGUCUUAGGGGGUCUGUCUGUCUUCUUUCUCUUGCAGUGACACACUGAGGUGAAAUCAAGAGCAAAAAAUUCAGGAGCCAAGGGACUUGGUCUUGUGGAGGGUAACCCUUCAGACGAGCUUCUGCUGUGGGACUUCUUGCUCUGCCUGUUCUCUGCUGUCCUCUGCUCUGCCCAGCCUCCGCCUCCUGGCUCCCACCGCCUCCGCUGCCCCGCCUCUUAGGCCUCAGAUACAUGCAUGCUUACACACGUUCCACACGUUCCCAGAAGUGACCCGCUAUGUGGGUCCCUCUACCUCUGCCUGACAUGCACAAUCAGGUGCAGCUUUGCUUUGCGUGCAGACACACACGCAUACUUGUGCUUCCACACUAUGCAGCACCCCACUCUCUGGGAAGGUGGGGACCCCAGGGGACAGGCCUCGCAGGAGAUCCUCUGCCAGGCUUAGGGUGUGGCCUGCUGCCUUCCAUUCACCCACAGGUUGCAGCUGACUUCAGAUAAAGAGUUAUCCCCCAAAAGGAGAGGACCACUCUCUUGACCCUCAGAUCUCCCCGCUUUCCCCGCUCCUUCUGGAGGCUCCACACCUCCGCGGGUUAUUAGGCCUGGGUCUUCUUGGCCAAAGCUUGUUUCGUGCUCUGAGCUUUGGGGGAGGAGAGUGGAGGUCGGUGAAAUAAAGCGAUGCAAUUAGA
Molecule: messenger RNA, 2113 nt
Organism: Pteropus alecto (black flying fox)
Lineage: Eukaryota; Metazoa; Chordata; Mammalia; Chiroptera; Pteropodidae
Gene: ABHD14B
Product: abhydrolase domain containing 14B
Exons: 4
Coding region: 689-1321 (210 amino acids)
Cellular component (GO): cytoplasm
Source: RefSeq, a predicted model, not a curated record